UGUACAAAGUUCAUAAUUAAAGCAAGCAGUAUUAAUUUUCUUGGGCUGUAUGUGAGAAUCAAAGUGCGCCGCGGGAUGAUAAGGCGUCCUUAUCACGAUUUACGGAACGAAUCGUUCCAGCACCUUGUAUGUGCAAUUCAUCGCAGUAUUGUAUUUACACUAGUUUACCAGCAAUAAAUUUGUUAAGACCUAGCACAAAGGUCACCGACAAGAGCAAAGUCAGAUAACAGGAGCUUAUAAAAUCAUUAUGUGGUUUAUAUUAUUUUUUUAAUUAAACCCCCGAAAACCAGCGUUAUGCAGUCGGUCGAGGCAAGCAUCAAUUAUAGCUUUAUAAGCAGUACGUUUUUGUUGUGUGCAUUAUAACAUCCCACACUGGGCCACACACAUUUUCCGUCAUGGACAGCCAAGAUGAAGUGGGAUCGAGGAUUAGUUCAAUAAGUGUCAGCGAGAAAUCCAGCAUUUCCACCAAUGACACGGAAUGUGGACGACUGUUUGAAACACUGCUGGAGAAUAUCGGCGGAAUAGGAAGAUACCAAAAGCUGCUCAUGGCUUUUGCCGUACUGCCUUCAUUCUUCGCGUUGUCGUUUAUUCAAUCCACCUGGUUAUUUGUAACUGCUUCGCCUCAGCAGCACUGGUGCCGAACUGGGAUAGAACUGAAUUUCACAAAAACCGAGCAGCAUUUACUCUUGCCACCAGAAGACACAUCCUGUUUAGCUUAUGAUUUCAACUACAGCAGUAUAUUAGAACAAAAUCUAACCGCCAGUGAAUACAUGGAUAAAUGGAACACUGUCAAGCAUAAUCUUACCACUACUGCGUGUCGCAAUGGCUGGAAUUACGACUAUGAGAACGGUCAGAUGGGCAUUGCGGAAGAAUGGGAUUUGGUGUGCGAACAGAGCUUUCUUCCCACCUUGGCGUACACCGUUUCCGGUGUGGGCGGCACUCUGGGAAUUUUGGUUGGCGGUUUCAUGGCAGACACAUAUGGACGCAAAAAAUCGUAUUUUGUUUUCUUCUUCAUCUUGCUGUCUUUUGGCAUUGCUGCAGCUUUCUCUCCAAAUUACACCGUUUUUAUCGUUUUAAUCACUCUGCAAACCGUGGCAACUAAUCCGUUGUAUUCCAUUCCGUACACUCUGGGCAUCGAGCUCAUAACACCGAAAUUUCGGGCAACCUUCUCCGUUCUGCUGACCAUCUGCUUUACGGCCGGCCGAAUUGGUUUCACCGGUGUCGCAUACCUUCUCCGCAAUUGGCGAAUCCUUGUCUUGGUAUCCACAUCUCCGUUCUGUUUGUUUUUUCUGUACUGGUUCUGCUUACCGGAGUCUCCGCGCUGGUUAUUUGCUAAUCGCCGACAUGAAGAAGCCAAACACCUACUGAAACGCAUCGCUAAUGUGAAUCGGCGUCAUUUCGAUGAGCAUAACGAAGACCUGUACCGUGAGCUAACCGUACACUACGAUACGGCACGGCGUGUGAAGAAGAAGGAAACAUCGUGGGUGGAUUUAUUGCGCGGUGCCAACACGCGCCGGAAGUUGUUGCUGCAAAUGUAUUUGAGCUGUAAUGUGGCCGUGUGUUAUGUCGGAUUGAACUUUUAUGCACCGUCUCUGGCAGAGGAUCCCUAUCUGGGCUUCUUCCUGUCCAGUGUGAUUGAACUUCCUGGUUCAUUGUUGACGGAAGUUAUUGCUGAUCGCCUAGGACGCCGAUUGACCAUUAUCAGCUGCCUCACACUGGGAUGCGCUGCGUGUUUAGGUACGGCAGCACUGCCGGUGGGAGGCGACACAUACGCCAUGCAGUUUCUCACCGUUUUCCUGUUGGCCAAAUUGUUUAUGACAAGCGCGUACACGGUGCAGGAGCUUAUGAUAUACGAAGCCUUCCCAACGGAAGUUCGCACCAAGGGCGUGGCGGUCACAACCAUUGUUUCUUAUAUAAUUUCCAGCUUCGGACCGCUAAUAACUCAUUUCCGUGGCACUAGCUUGGCGUUACCGAUGUUAAUCUUUGGUGGGUUAACCGUUGGUGGUAUUGUUUGUGUGUUUUUUCUACCGGAAACGCUAAACUGUCCGCUACCAGAAACCAUCGAAGAGUCUGAAAAAUUUGGAAAAAAUUUACGCUGGAAAGAUAUGUGGCGGUUUUUACCAGUUACGAAGAAAAUAAAAAUUACCAGCGUGUUAAAGUAAAAGGUGGUGGUGAAAUACGAUGUUAAACAAUGAUCAAUAGGUACAGCGACAUCUUGUCCGGUAGUGUGCGAAGUAUA
This is a messenger RNA of Paramacrobiotus metropolitanus, 2239 nucleotides long. RefSeq names its product carcinine transporter-like. The record is from RefSeq and is a predicted model, not a curated record. Gene Ontology annotation, cellular component: membrane. The transcript has 4 exons. Gene Ontology annotation, biological process: transmembrane transport. Bases 396 to 2162 code for a protein of 588 amino acids. NCBI's taxonomy places the organism in Eukaryota, Metazoa, Tardigrada, Eutardigrada, Parachela, Macrobiotidae. Gene Ontology annotation, molecular function: transmembrane transporter activity.